CACUCCAGCAUCCAGGCCUCUUUUCACUCUCGCUUCGUUCCUCAUUCGACCCUGGACAACACACAGGAGAGACCUGCCCUAGGGUUGCGCCGCCGCCCCAUCCUCCUGGAAGAGCAAGCACCACCGCCGUCCGGCGCUCCGGCCGACCGGCCAGCACUCCAGGCCUCCAGCCGCAUCUCCUUCCCCGCCGCAUCUCCAGGUCUCCAACCCCGCGUCGGCCGGCAGCACGCCACCACAGGGAUCCGGCCAGCAAGUGACACGAUGGCAUCCGAACCUGAGUAUGUUCUUGAGGAUGAGCUGAAUGCACGUGAACUUGCCCUUGCGAAUGCCCGUGAACUUGAAGCGGAUGCCCAUAUACUUGCGCUUGCGGAUGCAGAAGCAGAUGAAGCAAUAGCUGCGGGAGUGAAAGCCACGAUGAAAAUGGAAGAUGCGGGGGUGAUUCAAAUUGAGGAUGAUGAGGAACCUGUGAAUCCAAAAUUGAGGAAACCGAUGGCAGCAAGAUCAGAGGCCUGGGAGCAUUUUACCAAACUUCUAGAUUCCAAUGGUAAGGUGAAAGAACGAUUGUGCAAGUAUUGUAACCGUCCAAUUCAAGCUACUACAGCAGGCAAUGGGACAUCAUCAAUGCACAGGCACUUGCUAUUUGUUGUAAGAAUUAAUGUUCUCUUAUUUGUUUUGAAUUAUAAACUGCUACCUGUAAGCUGCUCCCAUUUCCUGCUGCUCUACUGUAAGUCUGUAACGUGUUGUGAACUUGUGAAUUGUGAUAUACUGUUUAGUUUCCCCAUUUGUGUGCUCCCAUUUUUAUGUACAUGUGCUAUCAGAACCAUGUUGUGCUAGUUUAUUCUUCUGCUAGAAAUUAUUUA
This is a messenger RNA of Lolium perenne, 860 nucleotides long. NCBI's taxonomy places the organism in Eukaryota, Viridiplantae, Streptophyta, Magnoliopsida, Poales, Poaceae. The record is from RefSeq and is a predicted model, not a curated record.